UCUCGAAGAAAUCAAAGCAGCGGUGACCGAAAGCAGCACGUCUGUAUACGUAUGUUUCUACCAUCCACUUUCUCUGAGACAUCGGGCCGCGACGAGCACGCGAGGGCCCGCGAGUUGCGCUCCUGGCGUGACCUGCCGGCAAAUCCCCUCGACGGUCUCCCUGGAUUAGUGCCUGAACAGCCACCAAUGGAGCGGGAGGACUGCAAGUUCUACUGCGAUCCCUGCCAGAAGGGAUUCUUCACCCAGGAGCGGUAUGAAAGACACAUGAAGGAUCAUAUCUGGUGCACCUUUCCUGGCUGCAAAUUCACCUGCCAAAAGGGCAAAGAGUGGAAAAUGGCGGUGCACGCCGAGACGCUCCACAACCGUCCGGACGCACCCGAUCUCGCGGACGUGGGCAGCUACUUGGCGCAGCGCAAGAAUCGCUUUCCCACGCAGGAGACGGUGAAGUCAAAGGUGGAAGAGCUCUUCUACAAGGCGUCAAGGGGAGUCACCCUGCCAGACGAGCGUCGCCGCUGGCUGCGUCAGCACGGUGUCUUGGUUAGGAAACACCCACGAACAGAGGAGACCUACAUUGCUUCAGAUGCACUGCGGCAGGCGACAAAUGCAGCAGCCGUAAAAGCAGCAGAAAGGCGCCGAGAUCAACAUCAGGAACAACAACAACAACAACAAGAACAAAAAGAACAACAGCAGGGCCCACAGAACCUUCCUGAGGGUAUUGCGAGAGACGUCUACUCAAAGGAAGAAGCCACUGCUGCAGUUCAAAGGCACACAGAUCACGACCGCCCAAAACGCAUUAUUCCACUCGGCCCCAACGGCACUCUCACACGCGGACAGAAGGUACAACUUAUGCGUGAUAAGUACCGUGAUGCGAAGACCGUGCCGCGCUUCUACGUGUGUCACCGGUGCGGGGAGAAGGGUACACACUGGGUAGACGAGUGCCCGACUAAAGGGGACGAGGCGUUUGAGCGGCAGAUUGUGUGGGGCGAGGAGAGGCGUGAACCACCGCGACAGAGACAACGGACCGAGGCUGACGCGGAAACAACAGCCACUGCAGCAGAAGUAGAUUAUGUUGCCACUCAGGGCUAUGCAGCCAGGGUUGGGGAUGAUCCUACGGCCCUCUACAAUGGUGCCAGACUUAUGCCGCACCCUGUGGCCUGCCGCAGUGAUGCGCCCGGUCCAGUGGACGGGGCCCUGGAGAUUGUCGAAGAUGGCGGACCGCCCGCUGAGGUGUCAGCGCGACGGCACGAGGACGUGGACGCGACGGGCCAGACACCAGAUGUCACGCGUGUGCUGGCGCCAGUCGCGGCGGCAGCUCGGGGAAG
Molecule: messenger RNA, 1322 nt
Organism: Trypanosoma grayi
Lineage: Eukaryota; Euglenozoa; Kinetoplastea; Trypanosomatida; Trypanosomatidae
Product: zinc finger protein
Exons: 1
Biological process (GO): box C/D snoRNP assembly
Cellular component (GO): nucleus
Molecular function (GO): RNA binding
Source: RefSeq, a predicted model, not a curated record